Striga asiatica is the source of this 564-nucleotide messenger RNA. The record is from the annotation of a GenBank genome assembly. Lineage: Eukaryota; Viridiplantae; Streptophyta; Magnoliopsida; Lamiales; Orobanchaceae.
AUGGCGGGAAGCCAGAAACGUAAUCUUCAGGCCAAAAGGCCAGCCAAACUUAUAAUUCUAUCAACUCCGAGCCGAGCAGUUGGUCGUGAAGUGACUGGACCAAAAAAAUCUAUCGAAAUUCCCCGGUCCCCGCCCUAUUUGUGCAUUCGCAGUACUACACGGAGACCCACCACAACGGACACAGGCCAUCGACGCGUAGGAUCUGUUUGCGAUGAAGUAACAACGGCAGUGGUCGGGAUGAAGGAGAAAGAAAAAAAAAAGAGAGAGACGCAGAGUCAACACAAUUCAUGGAAAUCACGUCACAGAAGACAGUGGAGAGAGGCAGAGUUUACAGAAAAUCGCGAUUUGGUAGAGAAAAUCCCAACUGCUCCGAUUGAUUUCUGGGAAAGAAGAAAACCCAAAAGUGAUGUCGAUUCAUGCACAACUGACCGACCGACUGGUGUUAGGAAAGUGACUCGACGUCGUACGAGUUUGGCCUUAAUACAUCAAGGUGAACCGUCUGGGAAACGUGAUAAAAUGCAAGAAGAGCUAAUGUGCGUCAUUCAGUAUGCUAUAGUGCAUUAA